UUCAAAACCAAAAAUUUAUGUUUAGAAAACUGCUAUUCUCCUAUUCUAUGAUUUCGCUGUGAAAUUUAAUAAUUAAGGUUAAAUGGGUAGGCCACCAUGAAGAGGUGGCCAGUCUGACCUAUUGUGAAAACUUAAUGCAAAUUUAUGAGCAGUCAGCAAGAUGCCAGUCUCAUGUAAUACACACCUGGUACAAGGUGAUACAUACCUGGUACCUUUUCGAUUCUUUCGGAUCCCUUAAAGUAGAUUUAGGUAGAUUAGAACCUGCAAUUUUUUGAUAUAUACUGUUUUGUGUAUUUUGGAGAUUAAAUUUGGCUGCGUAUAAUUCCUCAAUUAAAUCCGACCGGCAGCUGUUCCCAAAGUCAAGUAAAAAAUAGUCUCACCAAUUUUCUUGGAAAGAGGAUAAUACGAUUGGAGAUAGAUACAGGUAAUAUUUGUACAACCUGGUUUUAUGGCACUGUCCUUUUUAGAACUAUCCGUUUAUUACCUGUUAUCAUAUAUAAAAUGCUGAAAGGUGGUACAUCCCACAGCAGUGUUCCAAGUGAUAUCAAACAGUUGAGAACUAACGAAACAUGAGAUUGGUAUUGUAUAUCCUGGCCACAAUUUUAAUCCAACUAUGCCAUGGUGGCAUGAUUUUACAUAAUAUUCGUGAUUCAUUACACUCCAAGUUAUAUGGUCAUGGUUUACAUGGAGACAACCAAAAUUCACCAGUUAUAAAUAUUAACAAUUAUCAGGAAGUUUCUCAGCAAACAGCCACUACUAACCAGCACAGCCGAGGUGAUUAUGGACCGCUGCCCGGUUAUGACCAACAGAUGCAUAGCUCAGACAUGAGCAAUGGUUUUAUAAACUCAAAUGUAAAGGCAGGAGUCUUUAAAUACGGCCAGCCUGGUAUAAUGGGUGGAUAUGACGGUCAUAGCUCAAUGAAGCAAGAAAGCUAUCAUCACCGUCAGGGUCCAAAAUUCGGGCUCCACCACGACACAAAUAUGUUUGGCAAUACCAAAAUUGGUUCAGCAUCGUCUGCUGCGUCAUCAUCUGCCGCAUCAUUAUUUGGCUCGGCAGCAUCUUCUACAGCUACUUCGUCAUCCUCGAGUUCCGCAUCUGCUUCCUCAUCGUCUUCAUCUUCCAGUAGCAGUACAGGAGUUGCUGGUGGUACAAGUUAUUACAAUACCAGGGUUAAACCUUGGCGUUAUUAGAAGCGUAUUUGUUAAUCAAACGAUCGAAUGUUCACAAUUUGAAAUAAAAUAACAGAGGAGUAA
Molecule: messenger RNA, 1253 nt
Organism: Stomoxys calcitrans (stable fly)
Lineage: Eukaryota; Metazoa; Arthropoda; Insecta; Diptera; Muscidae
Exons: 3
Coding region: 570-1190 (206 amino acids)
Source: RefSeq, a predicted model, not a curated record